Messenger RNA from Phytophthora sojae, 4789 nucleotides. RefSeq lists its product as hypothetical. Lineage: Eukaryota; Oomycota; Peronosporomycetes; Peronosporales; Peronosporaceae. Bases 891 to 2357 code for a protein of 488 amino acids. Gene Ontology annotation, molecular function: protein binding. The transcript has a single exon. The record is from RefSeq and is a predicted model, not a curated record.
AGCGCCAGGUGGGCGAGACGGAGCGCGCUCGCGCAAUUUACGAGUUGGCUAUCAAGCAGCCCGUACUGGACAUGCCCGAGAUGAUCUGGAAGCACUAUAUCGACUUUGAAAUCGAGAAUGACGAGCGUGAGAACACUCGCGCUCUGUACGAGCGGCUGUUGGAGCGCACGAAGCACGUGAAGGUCUGGAUCAGCUUCGCUCAAUUCGAGGCAUCAUCGCCCGACGACAAGGACACGCAAGGAGAGAACCUGGAGGCGGCGCGCGACGUAUUUGAGCGCGCACUGCGCUACAUGAAGGACCAGGGCGGAGAGGAGCUCAAGGAGGACCGCGUGCUGUGCAUGGAGACGUGGCUGGAGAUGGAGAAGAAGGGCGGCGACACCAAGAUGAUUCAGAAGGUCAGCGACAUGCUGCCGCGGAAGGUCACCAAGCAGCGCAUGGCGUACGCGCAGGACGGGGUAUGCAUGGAGCUGUUUGUGUUGCUUGGGUCUGCUAUGUAUGGAUGGUUCUAACGCUGUUGCUGUGUAUUGUUUGUGCGCACAGACGGAGUUGGGCCUCGAGGAGUACACGGACUACAUCUUCCCGGACGACGAGCAGGCCCAGUCGCACCUCAAGCUGCUGCAGGCUGCGCAGCUCUGGAAGCAGAAGAAGCGCGCGCGCGAGGAGGCCGAGAACACAGCAGAGGCCUCGGACUAAUGCAAUGUAUUACAGCUUUCGUCCAUCGGCCGCUUCAACGUACUGUGUUGUUGAAGAGUGGUUGCCGUUUCUGUCUCAUCAGCUACCACCUGUCAAUCCCGAUAUCAUCACUUCUAAAGGGAUUAGCGCCUAUCAUCGCUCAUCUCGAUCAUUUCAUUGAGUCAUUAGCUUUUUUGAGGCUCACAAGCGCCGCGACCAUGGUUCUUCCUGUGCGUUCACUGCUGCCUCCUGGGGGCUGCACGCGUGCUCUGCUUGCGCGCGCAGGUGCAUCUUGUAGCCGUGGAUCUCCUCUAUCUCGUGGUGCAGCUUACAGCGCGCGAUACGCUUCCAACGCGCCGCCGCGCCAAGUCUUCGCGGAUCCCUCGGUGGGUAUAGGCAGCCUCCCGCUGGCGCCUGAGGAGACGCAGGCGGAGCGCGAGCUGCUCAACUCGCUGCCGGAGUUCCAGGAGGCGGCGCAAGUGCUGCUGGGCCAGGGCGGAGACGAGGCGCGGCUGCUGCCCAACUGCAAGCGCGCCGAGAAGGCGCUGCCCAAGCUGCAGCGCACCGUUGAGAUCUGCCGCUCGGCCAUGGGCUUCCAGAGCGUGUACCUGCAGGCGGCGCUGCGCCACCUGGUGGCCACGCUCUUCAUGAAGGGCGACGUGGCGGAGGCGCGCAAGGUCAUGCAGGAGCGCGGCGACGUGAUGCAGUGGCCCGUGGCGGAGCACGAGCGCAUGCUGCGGCUGCUGCUGCGCGCCAACCUGCCCCAGGAGGCGGCGGCCUGGUGCCAGAAGGACGAGUUCACCAAGCUCUACCCGAAGGACGCGACGGUGCCACUCAAGUGGUCGCUCUACGAGCUCAUCGGCACGGAGCUCAGCGGCGGAGCCGAGCAACUGGCCAAGGCCGUGGAAGACCCGCUGUUUGUGCAGGCCGUGGAGACGCUCAGAGAGAAGAAGGACGUCGUGCUCAAGCACGAGGAGGCGAGCGACUUGAAGGCCAGUGAGGUGCAGCUGGGACGCGAGAUCCCGUACCUGCUAGCGCAGUACGCGUCGCUGUCGGUGGCCAGCACGCGCGCGCUGGAGAGAGACCCCAAGGCGGACCCCAAGGCUCCGCCGUCUGACGCGCAACUUGUGAGCUUGAACCAGGCUGAAGUUCUGUACAAGGAGGCGCUGGCGUGGGUGGAGAAGACGGCUGCUGAAGAUGACAAGGACGCGCUGCUGGCUUCGGGCCCGAACGCUCCGUUUGGAGCGUGGGUUGAGACCAACCUUGGCGAGCUGCUGCUGCGCAAGAACAAGCCUGAGGAGGCGAUGGAGUGGCUGGGCAAAGCCAUGAGCACGCUGCAGGCAGAGCAGACCGGUGUCGGAGGCAGCGCGCUGGCGAUGACGCGUGUACUUGGGCAGAUUGCCCGCGGUUGCCACACCAUGGGCCAGGCCGUGACGAGCGAGGGCCUCUUUGUUACGGUGGUCGAGUCAUUUGAGCGUGAAUCCAAGCUUUCUGCAACAGAUCGUGUCGAGUUCGCUCGCGUGCUUCGCUCGUACGGUGAUCUGCUGGCGAACUGGGAAAAGCGUGAGGCUGGUGCCGCCAAGCGGUACGCUCAGGCCGAGCGCGUGGAGAAGGAGAUUGCAGAGAUGUGCAAGGCCAACCAGAGCGCCGCCGCGCUGCACCCCGUAUUUUAUUUGCCGCUGUGAGGGGGUGAAGGAGUCGGCAACAAGGAGCUCUGAUAUGCUUGAUAGUCGAGCAAACAUAAGUAAGCUGUAAAUGGUGCGCCUAAUGGAAUACUCGGCUUUUCACGUGCUACUGCUUGUUCAUUUCAUCCAGGGGGGUUUCGGUUAUCCACACGCAGGGACACUGGGCAACGAGACUGCACUACAAAAUGUCUCGUCAAUCCUGCAGACUUGAAGACGAAAGCUCAGUCCAUGUCGACAGCAACGUAAUCGUGGCGAUACGGGGGGCUUUGAGCGUGCCUGCGAGUAGGCUGGACACCACUUUGAACAAGUCGCUCGGAUCCCGCCAACGAGAUAGCGCAAAACAAGAAGAGGAACGAUACCCCCAUCUACGAACAGCAACGCAAAUACAUCAGCACGUGGGAGAAAGAUCACAACAAGUUCCAACAUCACCGACGUACCAGCAACAUCCACGGCAUGAUAAUGUCAAAGCUGGACAUGCUCUUGCCCUCCAGGCGAUCCGCGAGCAGGAAGAAUGGCGCUACGAGCAUCAAGAUAAUGCCGGCAGUAAAGACCGCGUCCAGGAGUCGGUGCGCGGACGUCGAGUUGAUGUACUUCUUGACUGGGUACCAGCAGAGAUAGGCCACCAGUAUCCACACAGGCGUCAACACGCGCCACCAGCUCGAAGCGUCCAAGCUGCCAUCCACCUUCAUACCAAUGAGCAGCGCUUGAGCGAUGCGCAGCAGCGUCAUGAUCGACUUGCGCACCACGGCCUUCACCAGCAUCCUCCGCUCCUCCACAAUGGCCGCCGUCUCCGAGAAACUGGCGCCGACCGUGUCAUUCACGAGCAUAUAGUUGCCCAGUACGCCGCCUGUCACCGUCUCGAGCAGGUUGAGCACCUCGUAGACGAAAUACGGCGCCAAGACCGCCACGAGGCUCCAGUCCACAACUCCAUCCAACUUGAGCGCGAUGAAAACUUGCACCACCAGUAGCAGCAACUCCUUGACAAAGGAGUAAAGCUUGCCGUCUGCAAACACCAGUGAGAAGAGCAAACUGCCGUAGUAAACGACGUUCAGCACCCACAGAGGGGUGAAGACCACCCUCCACGAGUUGGAGAUCAACUCGUCCGCUUUCAGACAGCACAGAACUGCAGCGAAAAAAGUCACACAAUUAGUUGCCACUCUGCUGGUAUAAAGUAUGGAGUAGCAUGACGUACUGGGGAUUGCGAGCACGAAGAAGAAGUGCACCAUAGCCAGGAGCAGCGUUAGGCAGCGCCCGCGGAAGCCGAAACCCCUCACGGUCUCAUACACGUCCUGCGCGAUGCAAUAAAUGCACUUAGUUAGAUACAAUAGUGCGCGGGCAAUUGCUACACAAGCAGCGCACCUCGACACUCCAGCCGUUGAAGCUCAUGCUGAGGCGAGGACUCCACUGCGCUCCGGCGUCCGUGGUGGCAACUUGGUUGAUGGGGGUGGCCCACCACGUCAGGCGAAAUGCCAAUUGAAGGCUAGGUGUGGAAAUCAGUUGAUGGGGGAGAUCUGAUUGGCUGAACAGCUGCGGUCUAUAUAGAGAAGCAGGCUUGUAAAGCUGUUCGCAAAAGACAGGUAACCUCCAUUUGCUGUUCCUGUCUGAUAGAUAUGGUUUGGUAGAGAGCUCUGUCUGCUAACGUCUGGGGGCAUCACUGUCAUGCUGUACAUGUAGAUAGAGGUGGUGGUGAUUGUGUUGGAGUGAACUUCAACUUGGUAGGUAGGAUAUGCCUUUCACUUGUCCUUGCCCUUGUCGGCCAAGCUCGCCACGACCUCUGCGACUGAAGCUCGCAGCACAUUGUUUGGGAUGAGUUCCAUGGGCGUUUGGCCGCCUCUGUCUUCAGCAGUCAGGUCGGCGCCGUGCUCUAGCAGCUUCUGCCACAUGAUCGGGAAGAGCGCUAGACGCGCCGCCUGGUGCAAGGGUGUGUCCCCGAAGCGGUUGCGCUGGUUCACAUCAGCUCCAUGGGCAAGCAGUACAUCCAUCAGCUCGAUGUCGUAGCGACGCAUGGCGUGAUGCAGCGGCGUGGCCGUCGCCGUGUUCGCGGCGUUCACAUCGGCACUAUGCUCCAGCAGCAACCUGGCCAUCUGCAGCUGCACAGACUCCUCCUCUUCCUCCUCACUGUCACUGAUGUACUCGUCCAUAUCCGACGAGGUCAUGGCCGCAAGCAGCAGCAGUGCUGUGUUGUCCUGGUAGUCCGUCGCGUUCACGUCCGCUUGUCCUUCCUCGAGUAGCAGCUUGGCCAUGCCAAGCCUCGCCUUGCUAACCGCCAUGUGCAGCGGCGUGGCCAUCCUCCUGUUCGCCAGAUUCACGUCCGCACCCAUGCCGAACAAUUCUCUGGCCACUUCCAGUUGGGCGCAGUCCGCCGCGUAGUGCAGCGCUGUGUUGCCCAGCGAGUCGGUGGCGUUCACCUCCUCCCUGACACUGGAUCCUUU